AUGCAGGUCGGUGGUGUUGAGGGCACGGCGGACGACGACGACGACUUCACCUACACCGAGGACGCGUCGGGGGCGCAGACGAAAGUCGCGGUGGAAAAAGAAUUCGUCUUCAAGGUGGUGGUGUUGGGGGACUACAGCGUCGGCAAGACCUGCCUCAUCAAACGCAUGCUGGCCGUGCACUCGCUAGCACCGUCUACGCCGCCGUACGAGGAUUCCGAGUACGCGGAGAGCAGCGAUGACGAUGACCACCUCGGUGCCGUCACCCCCACCGUGGGGACGGACUUCUACUCCCUCGCCCUCCCCCAUGUGCUCCCCGGCAUCUCCCUCCGACUGCAGCUGUGGGACACUGCGGGUCUGACAAAGUACGCCGCGAAGUACGAGAACACCUUCCGCAACGCCUCCUUCGUCGUGUGCGUCUUUGACGUCACGAGUGCGAGCAGCCUGCACGACGUGGUGGACCGGCACCUGUCGAUCGCAGCGGAGCACAUCCCGGAGCUGGACCAGAGCAACAUCAUGGUCGUGGCAAACAAAAUCGACGUGCUGCACGACAUGGAGGACAACACGGCGGCGCUGCGGGACGCGCGAAAGCGGGCCCGAUCCCCCGAGAUGGCCUUCGCCGCGGGCAGCGAGGACGAUGACACGGCCACGAACACGGAGUUUUACACGGCGGUCGACGGCAUCGACAGGGACGCGAUUGUGACGGCCAAGAAGGUGCAGGCGGAGGUGUUUGACCUCUUCAGCGAGGUGCACUACGCGGAGGUGAGCGCCAAGACGCGGCAGAAUGUGCGGUCGAUGCUGCAGACGCUCGCCUUCGCCCUGCUGCGCAACACGCCAGAGGCGAGCGAGAGGGCGGACGUCCCGGUGAUGCCCUCCACCUACGACGUCUUUGCGCGCACGGUGCUGCCGAUGCAGAGACCUGGGAGCUCGCCCACCCGCAAGGGUGCACCACUCACGGCGGAUGCACCGAUCACCGCUGCCGGCCUACCACCACCCGCACUAGCACCUCCACCACCACCACCGCCACCACCAAUGCAACCGGCCGCCAGCUGGCGUACUACCGGGGCUUUUCAGUUUGACAUGGCCGCCUCGCAGCUGGCCUCCACCGCCGUCUUCACUCCGAUUGAAGGGCCAGACGAGCCACACGCCCGCAGCGGCGGCAGCCUACGCAAUUCUAUUCGCUCGCCGGAUAUCCCCUCGCCGGGUGCGGCCACAGUGGCAGCCCCGCCAUCCGUAUCAAACUCUUCCAUCUCCGCGCUGAGGUUGGACGAGGUGCAGGUGGAGGUGAGCGCGAGGAGGAAGACGGCGCGGGCCGCCCCGCCGGACCCGAACGAAACCCCGCAAGCUCGAAAAGCGCGCGAGCAGGCGGAGAUGAACGCGUUGUUGGGCCGUGCCGGUCAGCGGAAGGGCGGGCAGCCGAGUGGGGCCGCAGCGGUGACGACGGUGGCGUCGGAUGCGCUGCGGAACGAUGCGGACAAAAUGGAAGAUGACGUGGCGUCGGGGCGUGAGCGGGUCAACGACAACGCGGCGCGUCAAUCCGCACCGUCUAUCCUGGACUCGUUAGGCAUGCAGGACGACAAGAACAAGGCAGGGGGCCGCGCCGCUGCUGGCGCCGACGACGAUGACGAUGAAGAUGGAGGGCAGAUGCAUGCGCGCUUGAACGAUCGCUUUGCGCAGAUUGAGCAUGACAUUCGACAAGACAACGCCGUGGCAAAGGAACGGGCCAAGAAGGAGAAAAAGACAAAGGGGAAGUGCAAGUGUGUUCUCAUGUAA
This is a messenger RNA of Leptomonas pyrrhocoris, 1770 nucleotides long. Its product is annotated as putative ras-like small GTPase. Lineage: Eukaryota; Euglenozoa; Kinetoplastea; Trypanosomatida; Trypanosomatidae. The transcript has a single exon. The record is from RefSeq and is a predicted model, not a curated record. Gene Ontology annotation, cellular component: endomembrane system. The coding region runs from base 1 to 1770 and encodes 589 amino acids. Gene Ontology annotation, biological process: intracellular protein transport. Gene Ontology annotation, molecular function: GTP binding; GTPase activity.